AUUAACUUAUUAAAUAAAAACGCGCCAGUCCUUUUGAAAGCACUAAUUUUUCUUUUUAUAAUUAUAUAAAAACCUAUAAAGGAGCUUGAAAACAGUACAGUGUAUAACUGAUAUUUGUUCUGAAAUGUUAUGAUUUCAAAUCUUAGUAACAGUAGCAUUAAGAAAACUUAAUUGACCUAUAGUAACGGUGUGUGAAUAAUACAGUAUAUUUUACUAAAUUGUACUUGUAUUAUUUAAAAUUCUUGAAAACAAAACACAAAGCUGUAACGAAUUCAUAUUGCUAAAAUGCGCUGACAAUUUCAAUCAAACCGGAAAACUGAAAUUUAUAUUACCAAAAAACUGUUCGACGUUGUGUAUGACACAUGGUAAAAGUUUCUGCUUUUCGUCUCGUUAACAACUGCUGCUAACAAUUGAAAAUCCAUACGCAAGGAUGGAUGACGAAUAUAAUCCAGCAUUGAAUGCGAUGGAGCACAUUGAUAACUACUACAUGCCGGUUUUCUUGUGUUUUUUUCUGUUGGGCAACAGUCUAUCCGUGUGUGUGCUCUUUUGCACAAAACUACGUUACAAGUCAUCCAGCAUCUACUUGGGUGCACUUGCGAUGAGCGACAUUGGUGUGUUGGUGAUGACAUUUAUGAAAUGGAUAACUAAUUGGAUGGAAAUUACAAUUACUAAGGAAUAUUGUUGGGAAGCGCUAUUGUUUAGUUUAAAUCUUUUAUUUCGUUCUCUGAGUGUGUGGAUUGUAAUAGCCUUUACUGUUCAACGAUAUGUAGUGAUCAAGUGGCCGCUACUUCGUCGGUCUUUGUGCACAGUUAAUCGAGCGAAAAUCAUAGUAAUUGGACUGGCGGGAUUAGCAGUUUUAUACUCUAUCCCAUGGUUUAUUAUACAAAACAUACGGUACACAAAUAUAAAUGCACAUAAGGAAAAAAAAUUUGACUUCUUCAAGAUCUUUGAUAUUAAUGAUACUAUUAUACCAAAUAACUUAUUUGAAAGAAUCCCAUCGUUUGACAUGUUAAACAUAACGUACACAAAUUUAGAUGCAGAUGAGGGAGAAGAAAUUCACAAGUGGAGCCUUGAUAUCAAUGAUACCAUUAUGACGAUUUACUUACCUGAAAACAUCCUAUUGUUUAUUAUAUCAAACAUAACGUUAAACAACACAAAUUUAGAUGCAGAUAAAGAAAAAAAUUUUUUUUACUGGUUGGGGAUUUUUAAUAUCAUUCAUGCUAUUAUAACGUGUUUCUUACCUGCAACAAUGAUAGUAAUUUUUAAUGCUCUAAUAGUAUACAACAUCCGCAAGCAAAAUUGUAUCCGAAGAAACAUGAUUUCAAGUUUCUCUGCUUCCAAUAAGAAUACCCAAAGUUUUGGCAAUGAAGCGUCUCACAUUAAAGUCACAAAAAUGCUUGUUAUUAUUUCAACCUUAUUCAUAUGUUUGAAUGUACCUAUGCACGUCAUUUAUCUUUAUUACAGCAGUGGCAUCUGUGGUACAUAUUGUUACUUACUUCUGUUCAUCAGCCAAUUAUUAUUGCUAGCAAAUUAUGGAAUGGACGUUGUUUUGUAUUGUGCAACUGGGAAGAAUUUUCGCAGAGAAUUGAUCCGCAUGUUUACGAAAUCUUCAGAUACUAGAAGAAACGCAGAUAUGGAGAUGGAAAAUUUUAGGGAUUAGUGCGAUUAUUACUCCAUCAUUCAAUUAUUAUAAGAUAAUUUAUGAUUCAAUUCCAUAAGUUACUGUAUCUGUCAGUAGUUGCAUUUAUACAAAAAGUUUUGGAAUAAAUUUUGUUGUCUAUUGCACAACUUGAAAGAAUUUUCGCAAAGAAUUAAACCAGAUGUUCACGAAACGUUCAGACAUUAGAAGAAACGAAGACAUCAUGAAGAUUAUGGAAAUGGAAAAUUAUGAGAAAUGGUAUAAUUGAUAUCAUGCAAUUAUAAUAAGAUAAUAACUAUUAAAUUGAUGAUAAAAUACGGUAGAAUUAUCGUAUAAUAUUUAACUUUUCAAAGCAAUG
Molecule: messenger RNA, 1997 nt
Organism: Linepithema humile (Argentine ant)
Lineage: Eukaryota; Metazoa; Arthropoda; Insecta; Hymenoptera; Formicidae
Source: RefSeq, a predicted model, not a curated record